This is a messenger RNA of Pocillopora verrucosa, 849 nucleotides long. NCBI's taxonomy places the organism in Eukaryota, Metazoa, Cnidaria, Anthozoa, Scleractinia, Pocilloporidae. The record is from RefSeq and is a predicted model, not a curated record.
AUGAAUUUCCCAGACAUCUUGAGCAUUAUCUAUUGUUUGUUUAUAAUCUCCGAGAGCAGGGGGGUGGAUCAGCGACGCUUCAGAGUGUUGGACGUGGAUGCAAAAGGCAAUCUAUAUCUUUACAAGACGUUGCUGCUCUGCAAGAACGAAAUUAUCAAACGAUUGAGAAAUGGGACGUACAGUUUGGCAGAACAGAGCAAAAUAGGAUUCUCAAAGGACUUUGCAGCUCUAACUUGCAAGGAGCUCAAACAGAAAUUACCAUCAGUCGUGUCAGGCGUCUAUUGGAUAGACCCUGAUGGUGGUUCCCACAGUAAUGCUUUCCAGGCCUACUGCGACCAGCUAACGGACGGAGGGGGUUGGACAUUAGUUUACAGCUAUACCUUAAGGGAUUACUCACAUUUCACAGCUGCAUCAAACGCUGUCGUCCCGCGUCCAUCCUGGUCAGCCGGCGGCUCCAACGUCCGAGUGUCCAAAACAGUUCCACUGAGCGAGACGCAUUAUGAGGCCAUGGACUUCGCUCUGUGGGGUAGCGUUGGUAAGGAAACCCUAAUCAAGAGCAACAUCAACAACUGGUUCGCAUGCAAGGAAGGCACUGGCAGCAUAGUGAAACAGAAGAAGGGAUCGAUCCACUGUAAACUGGUCAAACAGGUUGCUAAGAACUGCGGUGGAGCGGUACCAAAAUCCUGGAAGUUUCAUGCGAAUGGACCUUCCUUUAGUGGAGGAGGUCAAUUUUAUUACUUUGAUGGGAGCAAAAGUAGCCAUUGGCCCACUCAUGAUCCUUGUGGUACAAAUCGAGCAGACCAGUUGAAAAACGUGCCAAACCCACACGGAAACAUUUUUAUCCGUUGA